This is a messenger RNA of Dendronephthya gigantea, 483 nucleotides long. RefSeq lists its product as uncharacterized. The coding region runs from base 1 to 483 and encodes 160 amino acids. Lineage: Eukaryota; Metazoa; Cnidaria; Anthozoa; Malacalcyonacea; Nephtheidae. The record is from RefSeq and is a predicted model, not a curated record. The transcript has 3 exons.
AUGUUGGAGUCAGAUGUCAAUGGGACGCAAGUCCUGUUCCUUUCCUCUGUCACUCCUCUUUUUCCUUUGUUCCUUCCCUCUGUUCCGGCUUCCCUCUGUUCCGGCUUCCCUCUGUUCCUUUCUUCUGGUCCUUCCCUCUGUUCCUUCCCUCUGUUCCAUUCCUUCUUUCCUUCUCUCUGUUCCUUUCCUCCGUUCUUUUCCUCUUUCUUCCCUCUGUUUCUUUCAUCUGUUCCUUUCCUCUGUUCCUUUCCUCUGUUCCUUCCCUCUGUUCCUUCCCCCUGUUCCUUCCCUCUGUUUCUUCCCUCUGUUCCUUCCCUCUGUUUCUUCCCUCUGUUCCUUUCAUCUGUCCCCUCCCUCUGUUCCUUCUCUCUGUUCCUCUCAUCUGUUCCUUUCCUCUGUUCCUUUCCUCUAUUCCUUCCCUCCAGGAAAGUUCAUCCCGUCUACCCGGAUGUCUCGCUGACCGAGCCAGCGUCGCUCCCAUAA